AUGGAGGAUGAUUUGGAAUUUCAGAGGUUUCUUGAAGCUAAAGGCUUAACCAUUAAUACUAUUCUACCGAAACGGCGUUGCCUCUUCGCCACCAGAGAUUUCAUUCCAGGAGAAGUGAUUAUGAGGGAGGAGCCUUAUGUGUGUAUGCCAACAUGCUCUGAACCCCUAUGUCAGCGAUGCUUUAAAUCCGAUGGCGCUCUUCUGAAGUGUGCAUCCUGUAACAUCGCUUGGUACUGUGGUGCAGAAUGCCAGAGGCUUGAUUGGAAGUUGCAUAAACUUGAAUGUCGUGCCAUCUCAAGGCUUGAAAAGAAGUGGCAAGAGCUUGUUACACCUGAGAUACGCCUGUUGGUAAAGCUCUUCAUUCGGAGAAAGUUACAGUGUGAUAAGGUCAUCCCUACUACUCCUAUAGACAACUAUAGCUUGGUGGAGGCAAUGAUAGCUCACCGAUAUAAUAUGGAGGCGGAGAAAGUGGCCGCGUUUGAGAUGAAGGCUGAAAUCGUCAAGCAAAUGCUUCAGCAGCCUCGGUUUAAUCUAGACGAGGCAGUAAACAACUUUUGCAAGGUUUCAUGCAAUGCACUAGCCAUUCUUGACAUUGAUAUGGAGCAACUGGGAAUUGGACUGUAUCCUGUCAUGUCUAUUAUUAACCACAGCUGCUUGCCCAAUGCUGUUUUGGUUUUUGAGGGAAAACUUGCUGUACUUCGUGCUUUGUUGCCUGUGGAGAAAGGUGAUGAGUAUUUUGUAAGUUACAUAGACCUUAGUCGACCCACCAGGCAUCGGCAGAACGAUCUUAAUGCAAAAUACCAUUUUCUUUGCUUAUGUCACCGCUGCCGUAAGUUUGACGAAAUCGAUGAUCAAAUUUUGGAUGCUCUGAAAUGCAAGCAUGGCAAAUGCGAUGGUUUCUUGGUUGACAAAGACGGAUUUUACAGUCGUGACCAGAAAUUUGAAUGCAGCAAAUGUGGACGUGUCAGGACUUCGAAAACGGAAAAAAAAGCAAAGGACAAAUUAGAACCACUGCUUGUCAAGGGUAGAUCGCAUUUUGCUGAUCGCAAUUUUCAGGAAGCUCUGUCUACAUAUAAGAGGGUUGAGGAAGCGACCCUGGAUCUUUAUCAUCCUUCUUCAUUCAGCGUGAUGAUUGUCAGAAAUUUACUUACAAAGCUCUAUAUGAAGACAGGAGAUAUAAAAGCAGCGCUGGAAUGUUGUAGAUUGACAACAUCAGGGCAUGAAAGACUAUUACAAAGAGAAGAUCCUGUUCUUGGACUGCACUACUACGCACGAGGGAUGCUUGAAUGGGCUGAAGGGAACAAAGAGGAGUCUCUCAAUUAUCUGAACAAGGCUGCUAAUAUACUGCGAAUUACUCAUGGGACAAAUUUUCCUUUUGUGGAAGAACUCUUGAUCAACUUGGCCAAGGAACAAGAGGGAGGCCCUAGCGGAUUUUGAUGUAUAGAUAGAAAGGCAUA
This is a messenger RNA of Theobroma umbraticum, 1457 nucleotides long. RefSeq names its product histone-lysine N-methyltransferase ASHR1-like. Gene Ontology annotation, molecular function: protein binding. The record is from RefSeq and is a predicted model, not a curated record. Lineage: Eukaryota; Viridiplantae; Streptophyta; Magnoliopsida; Malvales; Malvaceae.